AUGGAGGGGGUGCAUGAACAAAGGAUUCAUGGACCAAUCUAUUACAACUUCAAACAGCGAUUUUCUUCCCGCCAAAAGUCAGUGACGGUGGAAUAUGAGCAAAGAGCAGCGGUAGUAGCUUCUUUUCGCACCGGGAAGAAGCCUGCGGAAAUGAUGGCCUGGACCGACGAGUUAGUCGCCGCCGUCAAGGAGACAAUCGACAAUGAUGGAAGCCAGAGCUACGCAAAGAUCGCCGCUGACAUGGGCUGUCACAAGUCGACGAUCUGCCUAACGAUCAAGAAGGACAUUGGUUACUCCUCUUAUCGCAAGUCACACCGCAUGCUCAUCACGAAUGCCUCCAAGGAGUCGAGGAAGAUCAAGGCGGCGGCUUUGCUGAACGAGCUCAAGCAUGGGUCGGCCAGGAUGCUGAGGUUCUUCUCUGAUGAAAAGAAUUUCAUCCAGGAUCAGACAAGCAACAGGCAGAACGACAGCUGGAUCAGCAAAGACAUCGAGAAGGUUCCCGUUGUGAAGCAUACGAACGAGUGGGACGUCAUGCCUCCGUUCUUCUUUCAAAAGGACCUGAGAAUCACCGCUGAGAUCUACCAGGAGAUGCUGAGGAGCGUGGUGAAGUCCUGGAUGCCCCUACAUCUUCCAGCACGACCCGGGCGUGGCUGCUCAACAAUGUUCCUCACCACAGGCCGCCGAACUUGUGGCCGCCCUCGUCACCCGACUGUAACCCCCUUCACUAUUUCUUCAGGGGCGUGA
Molecule: messenger RNA, 744 nt
Organism: Acanthosepion pharaonis
Lineage: Eukaryota; Metazoa; Mollusca; Cephalopoda; Sepiida; Sepiidae
Source: the annotation of a GenBank genome assembly